ACCCCAGCCCUCGCGCCGACGGUCCGAGCCGUCUCGAUCACCACGCAGCUCAUCAUCCCCUGCGCCGAAGGGAACAGAUCAGAGCCAGCCGAGCCAGCGCGGCGCGGUCGCCUUUGCCCUGCCCUGCACUGACCGUUGGAGAGCCAAGCAACCCAACCCAAGCGCUCUUCUCUUCUCCUCCUCUUCCUCCCAAAUCGAUCGGGAUCCGAUGCGCACGGAGGAGGAAGGAGCAUGGUGAGGACGCCCGAGAGGAGCUACUCCUGCUCCUCCGCCAAGGAAGUCGCCUACAGCUGUGGUUACUGUGGCUAUGCAUUGAACCUGAGCUCCUCAACACGGAACACAGCGAACAUUGGAUCCAAGUAUGGUAAGCAGAUCAGGAAAGGUGUAAUCUCAUUCUUUGCGAUCGACGAGAGUCGGUUCACACAAACUGAUGAGGUGAGCUGCAUGCCAUACUUCCAUUCAAGGCGCUCCUGGGGUUUGUUCAGAAAGAGGACAAGGUUGAUCUGCCGCAAAUGUGGUGGCCGUAUCGGUAAUGCUUAUGAGGAUGAGGAUUCCACAUUGUAUGAUGGUUCAGAUGAUUUGCACAUGAGCUCCGAGGGCUACAGCAUGUCGAGUGGAAAGAAAUAUGUUAUCAAGAUUAAUGCACUGCAGCCUUCAACCGAUGACUCUGGUGUUCCCUUCACCCUGUGAUGCUGUUCUGAACUUCUGCAGUAUGCACUUUUCGAUUCUUGCCUUGCGCUAUACUGGACUGUCAAUCAAGUAACUGCAGAACCAAGAGAUUACGUGCUAGUGUGUAACUGUAUAUUUUGAUAGGAAUGCUGAAUUUUGCCUACCUGUAUUUAUAAAAUGGAAGAGUUUGUUGUCUAUUUACAUAUACAUUCAGAGUUCAGUGGGUGUGCAACUGUGCAUCAUGGACCUGGAUUUGGCAAUCCAUAUUUGGGCAAAUGUUUAGUUAGAAAUCAGGUUUCUGAUGAUGUUCAGUGGUGUGUACUUGUGUCUUGUACUGAAAUAUUGUAGUGUCUUUUGAUUUUUUGUGUAUCUAAAGAAUGAUGUAAAUCUUCAGCUAUUCUAAACGGCAGUUUUUUUUUGUUUGUGUUUUGAAGCUAUGCCAA
This is a messenger RNA of Oryza sativa Japonica Group (Japanese rice), 1112 nucleotides long. RefSeq lists its product as uncharacterized. The record is from RefSeq and is a predicted model, not a curated record. Lineage: Eukaryota; Viridiplantae; Streptophyta; Magnoliopsida; Poales; Poaceae.